UUUCGGAUUUCUUAUAGAGUAAAAAAAAUUCUUUUUCUAUCGGGAGAUAAAAUUAGGUUGAAGAAGUUCUCUUUGAUUUUUGGAAGCAUUGAAGAAGGAGUGGUGAGAUCAGAAUAUUUUAGGUUUUGAGUGAUAUGUUUGGUAGUUCAGAGGAGGAAAUAUGCGGUGGGUUUAGUGAAGCAAUAGCAAAAUGGAGUUCUUGUGAGCAAGUGGAGAAUGUUAACCCUGGGACAUCACCCCCGUAUUGCGAGACCGAUGAUGAUGCUGAUGAUAAUGAUAAUGGGCCGAAACCAGCUGAGCUAUAUGGAAAAUUCACAUGGAAGAUAGAUAACUUUUCACAGAUUAGCAAACAAGAGCUUCGGAGCAAUGCAUUUGAGGUCAGCGGUCACAAAUGGUAUCUCUUAAUGUACCCCCAAGGAUGUGAUGUCUGCAACCAUCUCUCGCUGUUUCUUUGUGUUGCUAACCAUGAUAAGCUUUUGCCAGGGUGGAGCCACUUUGCUCAGUUCACAAUUGCUGUUAUUAAUAAAGAUCCAAAGAAAUCUAAAUAUUCUGAUACAUUGCACAGGUUCUGGAAGAAGGAGCAUGAUUGGGGUUGGAAAAAGUUUAUGGAGUUAACAAAAGUGAUGGAUGGGUUUAUUGUAAAUGAUACUCUUGUUAUAAAGGCUCAAGUUCAAGUUAUUAGGGAGAAAAAGGACUGUCUUUUUCGUUGCUUGGAUCUUCAGUAUAGGAGAGAACUCGCUGGUGUAUAUCGAACAAAUGUAGAGCAAAUUUGCGGGAGAUUUCUUGAAGAAAAACAAAAGAAAUUUGGGGACUUGCUUGGGGACAGUGCAAAGUGGUCAAGCUUCUGUGCUUUUUGGUUGGGUGUUGACCAAAAUGUAAGACGUCGUAUGUCCAGAGAGAAAACAGAUGUGAUUUUCAAAGUAGUUGUUAAGCAGUUUUUUGUAGAGAAAGAAGUCACAUCCACUUUGGUAAUGGAGUCUCUCUAUAAUGGUUUAAAGGCUCUUGAACUGCAUAGUAAGAGUAAUGAAGCUGGAGAAAAGGUAAUGGACGCUGUGGAAUCACCAGUUCCUAUAGUCUGCGUUGCAGAUGGCAUGUUUACCCUAGUGGAUGAUGUGUUGUUACUUCUUGAGAGAGCUGCGCUCGAGGCUUUGCCCCCGAAGGAGGAAAAGGAUGGAACCUAUGCUGACAUUAAGCGUGAAGAGAGCAGGCUGGCGGAACUAGGUCGUAGGACUGUGGAAAUUAUUGCUUUAACUCAUAUAUUCAGUAAUAGAAUUGAAGUGGCAUAUCAAGAGGCUGUUGCUCUGAAGAGGCAAGAGGAGCUCAUUCGUGAGGAAGAGGAGAUUUGGCUAGCUGAGAGCCAACAAAAAGUAAAUGGUGGAGCUGCUGACAAGAAAAAGCGUGCUAAGAAAAAACCGAGCAAACCGAAGCAUAGCAGUGGCAAAGGAAAAGACAAGCGGGGGAACGGGAACCUGGAUGUGUUGUUACAAGACAAGAUGCAGAGUGAGAUCACUUUACACAGUGCCAUUGACGGCUUGUCCCUAAACCAGGCACCCUCCAUCCUUGAAAAGCCUGACACGUCCGGAGCUGUGCAGAUGUAGAAAAAACAGUGGAUGUUGCCAAAACCCUACAAGCUGAUUACUUUUUGUUUUUUAUUUUUUUGAUGAACAAUCGAUCACAUUCCAUCCAAUCCAAAAAGGUGCAUAUUAAUUACCGACACCAAGAAUGUUGUUGGAGUCUUGGAGAAGACUUUGACUAUUUUCUAUUUUUUCUCUAUUUCAUUUGGUCUCUGCAUUUUUGUAGAGUUUCCUUUUGAUU
Molecule: messenger RNA, 1815 nt
Organism: Papaver somniferum (opium poppy)
Lineage: Eukaryota; Viridiplantae; Streptophyta; Magnoliopsida; Ranunculales; Papaveraceae
Product: TNF receptor-associated factor homolog 1a-like
Exons: 10
Coding region: 135-1598 (487 amino acids)
Molecular function (GO): protein binding
Source: RefSeq, a predicted model, not a curated record